UUCUCCGUGCCUCUGAAAGCUCUGCUUAGUGGCGACCCCUUCUCCAAGCUUCUCUCAGCAAAGGGUUCCGUAUUUCAAUUCUGCCUACGUCGUUGACCCCAGUCGCAGGGUCAGUCAAGGUCUACCUUUCUUUCGUUCUCCACAUCAUCUUCUCAAUCAUGGAAGCCGCUGCUCCAUCCCCAGACAGUAGAGCUGCAGAUUUAUUACAGAAGUUGUCCAUGGAUUCUGAGUCCAAGACUAUUGAAGUGCCGGGCCAUGGAAAUAGGAGUGGACCUGCUUUUUCCGCCGUUGCAUCUAAGGGGUUAAGCAAACCAUUUUAUCCAAAUGCACGCUUUGUUUCAAAUGGAUACCCUGCUGCUUAUUGUUAUGGAGGGUAUAAUGAUCAGAGUAGUGAUUGGAAUGGUUAUUCCAGCUAUGUGAACCUUGACGGCGGGAUGGCUUACGGCGUUUAUGGAGAUACCUGCUCUUAUACGCAUCAUCAAGGUUAUGGCUUCACACCAUAUGGAGUGUAUUCACCUGGUUCUUCUGCUCCAGCCAUGCAACAUGAUUCUGCUCCAAUUAUGCAGCAUAAUGGACAGCUCUAUGGGCUGCAACAAUAUCAGUAUCCUUGUCCCUAUUAUCAAGCUCAAGUUUUUGAGGAAGGACCUAAUGCUCCAAACAAACAUUGUGUCGCACAGAGGGAAAUAUCAGCUGCAGUUACUGUUAAUCAUGCCCCUUCAUCAGUCGUCAUGAAUAAAGGAAAUAAAGUCAGCCUUGUCAAUGGUGAUUGUCCAAAUAGCAGUGCGUUUAAGGCACCUCUAACAAGUUCCUUCAGCUCAUCUAUGAAUUCUAAUGAUUUUUAUCAAGGCGCUAGCUUUCCAUCUUAUGUUCCUUUGUCAGGAUACCAGGAUACAAGAUUUAGUGCUGAUGAAAUCCAAUCGGGGAUCCCUUCAAAUGCUUUAUUGUUUUCUGAGAGGCAAUCUAAACAUGGAGCAAGAUUUGGAUUAUCUUCACCAAUGAUUCCUGGCAAAGAUUUUUCAUCUCAGAGUAAUCAGAAUCUUGCCCUCUCUCUUCCACAUUACAUGGGUGCAAGACCAUCGCCUGGAUUGGAACUGGUUUCUGGUUUCAUGAACAGGAUGUAUCCAAUCAACAAAGCGUAUAACCAAUAUGGAAACACAUGGUCUAGUUCUCCAUAUAUACCUGCUGCUUAUGGAUCUAGAGCAGGGUAUAUUCCCAGCAGGGUUAAAGCCUCAAGUAAUAAUCGUGGGGGCAGUGGCAGUUGGAAAAAGAAUAUGGACGGUUUUAAUGAGAUGACUAAGGGACCUAGAGCUACGAAUUCUGACAAUAAAAGUGACAUUAAUGGCAAACCAGUACCAAUGGUUCCCAUGAAGCACCAGUACAAUGGGGAAGAUUUAUUUGAGAAUUAUUUUGAUGCAAAAUUUUUUGUUAUCAAAUCUUAUAGUGAAGAUGAUAUUCAUAAAAGCAUAAAAUAUAGUGUCUGGGCAAGCACCCCUAAUGGCAACAGAAAGCUAAAUGAAGCAUAUGAAGAAGCCAAGGAGAAGCCUGGUGGCUGUCCUUUAUUUUUGUUGUUUUCAGUUAAUUCUAGUGGGCAGUUUGUUGGUUUAGCGGAGAUGGUGGGUCCUGUGAAUUUUGAAAGUACUGUAGAAUACUGGCAGCAAGACAGAUGGACUGGUUGCUUUCCUGUGAAGUGGCAUAUCAUCAAGGAUAUACCAAAUAUCUUGUUAAGGAAGAUAACACUAGAAAACAAUGAAAACAGACCUGUAACGAAUAGUAGGGAUACACAAGAGGUUAUGUUUGAGAAAGGCAUUCAAAUUCUCAACUUUUUCAAGGAUCAUCCACGCAAAACAUGCAUCCUGGAUGAUUUUGACUUUUAUGAGGGACGGGAAAAUGCGAUGCAGGAAAGAAAAGCUAAGGAACAUCAAUCCCCGAGACAUGUCAGCGAGCUUGGUGACAAUGAGAUAAUUCAGCUGCCCGAGUCUGUUGGUGGAACUUUGGCGAAUCAAUCAGCUCCUGCAGACUUAGCAUCCACGAGUUUGGAUUCAAAAGCGUCGCCAUUAGAAGAGUGUGGAUCGACAGGAGCUCUUGAAGACUCUCUGGUGCUAGAUCCGAAAGUGGCUCCAGAUGAGGUUGCCAGUGCCUGAUAAUUCUUUCCUUCUCUCUUGUUUUCUCAUUCCAGUAGCAGGGGGAUGAGUUCUUGGUCCCUGAUGUAGUGAAGUAUUUCGUUUGGUUUUCUGUGGACUUGUUAAGUAAGUUGAAGAUAUAUUUUAAUAAAACAAAACUCAAUACAUAUAAAAAUUGCACUA
This is a messenger RNA of Prosopis cineraria, 2303 nucleotides long. Its product is annotated as YTH domain-containing protein ECT4-like. Bases 159 to 2141 code for a protein of 660 amino acids. Gene Ontology annotation, biological process: mRNA destabilization. The transcript has 9 exons. The record is from RefSeq and is a predicted model, not a curated record. NCBI's taxonomy places the organism in Eukaryota, Viridiplantae, Streptophyta, Magnoliopsida, Fabales, Fabaceae. Gene Ontology annotation, cellular component: cytoplasm. Gene Ontology annotation, molecular function: mRNA binding.